GUUAAACGCUUUAUCCGGCAAAAAUGACAUCAUUUAUGGUCACGUGACCUGCUAAGUAUAGCUCCUAUAUAAGCGGGUGAUUCUCGCACCUUCGUUCUUUUCCACAUUGAUUCUCAGAGAGAGAGGUACAAAGCAGUUUCUUACUUUAAUUCAAACAUUUACCAAGAAUUUCUUUAAAUAUUUCUUUAAACAAUUUCUAAUAACUUCAAGAUAUCCUCACAAAUUUAGACGACAAAAUUAGUUUAUUAAUAAUGUAUAAAUUUUGCAGGUUUCAAUAGAAAUACUUUGAAUUGUCUAAAAAUAUAUUACGUCCACGUGGCCAGCACCUGAAAGAAUUUAUGAAUACACUGUAUACUUUACAUCUAUUUGAUUUAGCAUAAAGAAAAUCAUAACAAAUUUGCUGAUUUUAAUCUUUAAUUUUUAAUUCAAAUAAAUUUGUAAUGACGUUUUUCAUUUUAUUACGUCACCAACACGUGGAUAUCAUAGUGCAAGUAAGUACAUUUCAAUGUUAUUUUGAAAAGAUGAAAUGCUAUAUAAACUAGCCGCAAAUAAUGUGAAUCAUUUCGAACCUUUAGUGAUGCUACAUGUUUUGAAAUAAGUUUAUUGUAUGUUGAUCUUUGUGAUAUCUGCAUAUCGCAUAAACAUGGCUUUCUAGGAUGUCAUAUCUGUCUUAAACAGCCAGUCACGAAUAUUUUAGAGGCCACUAAUUAAUAGCAGAUGAUUGAUCCCGUCCGUUACUUCUGUAUUCGGACAGUGCGCAAUUCGGAUGACCAUUGCAUAUAAGUCAAUAUAGUAUCUUUAUAGCUUCUAUACAACUAGAUAUAUUUUCAUUAGUAAUUUAAUCAAAGAAGGCACUGUGUGUACAAGUAGAGCUGUGGACUCCUAACCCGGAGUUGCGGAUUUCGUAUGCCGCUACUGUUUUUAAGGGUAAUUUCAAAUGUCCAUAUUAAAGUAAAGUCUGUCCUAUUAUUGUUAAAUGGUGACAUUUCGAAACAAGUUUAUAGCUGUGUCUUUAUUCGGAGGUGGUUUUUAGCACAGGUUGAUUAUAAAUCGCUAUAUUUCUUUGUUUUAGCGCGAUUAAUGGUUUUUAUUUUAUUGUAAAAUUAAAAUAAACAUAAUUGAUUCAUUUAAUAUACUAAACAAUUAUUUCCAUUUCUGUUUUAUGAGGAACGAUGCCUGCAAAAAGAAAGAAUACAUCUUUGUCACACCAAGUCGCUCAAAAACGGAAAGGAAACAAUCAAGGUGGAGGAGAUGUUCAGCCCGUCAACCUGGAAGAUGCAGGGACGAGGGGUGUAACUGGGGGAGUUGUUCAGCCCGUCAACCAGGAAGGUGCAGGGACGAGUGGAUUAUCAGGUGUCCAAGCGGCAAUCCCGCUACCUUCACAGAAUCAUCAAGUGAGAUAUCCCGAGAUCUGGAUAGUGGGUGACUCGCUCGUCAGAGGGGCACACCAGCAAUCCCUAUUUCGGCCUGAGGGUCCAAAUUUAGGACUCGAUACUUUAGGAUACAGAAUAUUUUGGGAAUACAUUAGCGGUAUGAAGAUUUCCGAAUUAAGAGAGACAAUAGAAUACCUUCUCAAUUUUCAUGCUCCACCGGUAAUGUUGAUUAUCCACUGUGGUGGGAAUGAUUUAGGAUUAAUUUCUACUUUAGAAUUGACUUGGAGCCUCAAACAUUUUUUACAAGAUUAUAUUAAAAACGCAUUACCAAACACAAAGAUUGUUUGGUCACAAAUACUUCCACGUCGAACUUGGAGAUAUAUAGACGACAAUUUAAUUGCUAAAAGAAUGUGUACCAGAAUUAACAGUUGUUUAGGAAAAUAUUUCAUAAAGUGUGGAGGUGCAUAUAUUAAAUACCCAGAUAUAACUUGUGAAUCUAUAUACUUCUCAGCUGACGAUUGCCAUCUGUCAAAUUUAGGAUAUAAUGUUAUAGUAAGCACCCUAUCUGGUGCUGUCUAUUCGUUUUUGUUCGCAGGUCAGGCUGUUUUCCCUUACUUGUCAUAGCUGGAUUACUGAUUAAUUGUUUCAUGAUAGUCCGCUUUGGCGGAAGGCUCGAUUUCAUCUCACCUUUUGGCGAUUUAACUAUCAUAAAACACUUUCUGCCGUAGACGGGGAAGUUGAUUUGCAAAAAUUUUCAUUAUCUUGUAUUACAGUAAUCCAGCCAUGACAAAUAUAUGCCAAACCAUUAAUUAAUAAAUUAGAGUUUUAAACAGUUA
Mercenaria mercenaria is the source of this 2209-nucleotide messenger RNA. RefSeq lists its product as uncharacterized. The transcript has 2 exons. The record is from RefSeq and is a predicted model, not a curated record. Lineage: Eukaryota; Metazoa; Mollusca; Bivalvia; Venerida; Veneridae. Bases 1173 to 1997 code for a protein of 274 amino acids.